AUGUCUUCAGACAAGAUUGAGGAGUUGCCAGUUGUUUCGGCAACCCCUUCUUUGCCCAUCUUCCCCCCCUUGCAUAACACCGACAAACUGGUAACUCUUGAGCUUAAGAAUGGCAUUUCUGUUCAAGGUUAUUCUUUUGGUGCCGAUAAAUCGGUUGCCGGUGAAUUGGUUUUCCAAACCGGUAUGGUUGGUUAUCCUGAGUCUAUAACUGAUCCAUCUUACGAGGGUCAAAUUUUGGUAAUUACUUUCCCUUUGGUCGGAAACUAUGGUGUUCCUUCCAGAGAUGAGAUGGACGAAUUGGUUCCUCAAUUGCCUCGCUACUUUGAAUCCAACCGUAUCCAUGUUGCUGGUUUGGUUGUUGCUAGUUACACUGAAGAAUACUCACACUUCUUGGCUAAGUCGUCUCUUGGUACCUGGUUGAAGGAGGAAGGUAUUCCUGCUAUUUAUGGUGUUGACACUCGUGGUCUCACUAAACUCAUUAGAACCCAAGGUUCUACUCUGUCUAGAAUUCGUCUCCAAAAGGAGAAGGUCAACCCUGCUUUGUCAUGGGAUGAGAACUUUGAGGAAGUCGAGUAUGACGAUCCUAAUGUAAAGAAUUUGGUUGCUCGUGUUUCAAUCAAGGAACCCGUUCUCUACAAGCCUGCUUCUUCUGUGACUCCAGUUGUCGACAGCACUGGAAAGACUUUGCGCAUUUUGGCUAUUGAUGUUGGUAUGAAAUACAACCAAGUUAGAUGCUUCGUUAACAGAGGUGUUGAAUUGAAGGUCGUUCCUUGGGAUUAUGACUUUGUUGGUGCUGGUGAGCAAUAUGACGGUCUCUUUGUGUCCAAUGGUCCUGGUGAUCCAGCCACUUUAACUUCUGUUGUUAAGCGACUUGAGACUGUUGUUGAACAAGCUAAGACUCCUAUUUUUGGUAUUUGUUUGGGUCACCAAUUGCUUGCUUCUGCUUCUGGAGCUAGCACUUUGAAGUUGAAGUUUGGUAACAGAGGUCAUAACAUUCCUGCUACCAACUUAAUUAGUGGUAGAUGUUAUAUUACUUCUCAAAAUCACGGUUACGCUGUUGACGUAAACACCUUGAAAGAGGGAUGGAAGGAGCUUUUUGUCAAUGCCAAUGAUGGCUCUAACGAAGGUAUCUACCACACUUCCAAGCCCAUUUUCUCUGUCCAGUUCCACCCUGAAUCCACACCCGGUCCUCGUGACACUGAAUUUUUGUUUGAUGUCUUCAUCAACACCGUUUUGAAGCACAAGAAUGCUGGUGGCAAGCCAAUUGGUCCUGUUGAAUUCCCAGGUGGUACCAUUGAGGAGAACCGUGCUAAGCAUCCUCGUGUACACGCCAAGAAGGUCCUUGUUUUGGGAUCUGGUGGUCUCAGUAUUGGUCAAGCUGGUGAGUUCGAUUAUAGUGGGUCUCAAGCUAUUAAGGCUCUUAAACAGGAGGGUAUCUAUACAAUUUUGAUCAAUCCUAAUAUUGCCACCAUUCAAACAUCUAAGGGUCUUGCUGACAAGGUUUAUUUCUUACCCGUCAAUGCUGAUUUUGUCAGAAAGGUUAUCAAGUAUGAAAACCCUGAUGCUAUUUAUGUCACCUUCGGUGGUCAGACAGCUCUUAAUGUUGGUAUCCAAUUGAAGGACGAGUUUGAGAGUUUGGGUGUUAAGGUUCUUGGUACUCCCAUCGAUACUAUUAUCACUACUGAAGAUCGUGAAUUGUUUGCCAGAUCCAUGGAAGAAAUUGGCGAGAAGUGUGCCAAGUCUGCCACUGCUUCCACCACUGCUGAAGCUUUGGAGGUUGUUAAGGAGAUUAAAUUCCCUGUUAUUGUUCGUGCCGCCUACGCUCUUGGUGGUCUUGGUUCUGGCUUUGCCGAGAACGAAGAACAAUUGGUUGCAUUGUGUCAAAAGGCCUUUGCCGCCUCGCCCCAAAUUCUUAUCGAGCGAUCUAUGAAGGGUUGGAAAGAAAUCGAAUACGAAGUUGUUCGUGAUGCAUUCGACAACUGUAUUACCGUUUGUAACAUGGAGAACUUCGAUCCUCUUGGUAUCCAUACUGGUGACUCCAUUGUCGUUGCUCCUUCUCAAACUCUCUCGGAUGAAGACUACAACAUGUUGCGUACUACUGCCGUUAACGUCAUUCGUCAUUUGGGCGUUGUUGGUGAAUGUAACAUCCAAUAUGCUCUUAACCCAUUCUCGAAGGAAUAUUGCAUUAUUGAAGUCAAUGCUCGUUUGUCCAGAUCAUCUGCUUUGGCUUCCAAGGCCACUGGUUACCCCUUGGCUUUCAUUGCUGCCAAGCUUGGUCUUAACAUUCCUUUGAAUGAGAUCAAGAACUCGGUCACCAAGGUUACUUGUGCCUGUUUCGAGCCUUCUCUUGACUAUGUUGUUGUUAAGAUCCCCAGAUGGGAUCUCAAGAAGUUCACUCGUGUAAGCAAGGAGUUGAGUUCAAGUAUGAAGUCUGUCGGUGAGGUUAUGAGUAUUGGUCGUACUUUCGAAGAAGCAAUUCAAAAGGCGAUUAGAUCUACUGAUUACCAAAACCUUGGUUUUAACGCCACUGAGGCCUUGAUGUCCAUCGAUAUUGACGAUGAGUUGCAAACUCCUUCUGAUCAACGUCUAUUUGCUAUCGCUAAUGCUUUCGAUAGUGGAUACACCGUCGACAAGGUUUGGUCUUUGACUAAGAUUGACAAGUGGUUCCUUCACAAGCUAGAGAACCUUAUCAAGUUUGCCAAGAUGAUGGAGCAGUUCCAAUCUAAGACUAUUCCCUCUACUACUAUGCGACAGGCUAAGCAACUCGGUUUCGAAGAUCGUCAAAUUGCUAAGUUUGUCUCGUCCAACGAGUUGUCUAUUCGUCGUCUUCGUGUAGAGGCUGGUAUUACUCCAUUUGUCAAGCAAAUCGAUACUGUUGCUGCUGAAUUCCCUGCUUUCACCAAUUAUUUGUAUCUUACCUAUAACGCCGAUUCUCAUGAUAUUGAUUUCAAUGAUAACGGUGUUAUGGUCCUAGGUUCUGGUGUCUACAGAAUUGGUUCUUCUGUUGAGUUCGAUUGGUGUGCUGUUAGAGCUGUUCGCACUCUUCGUGAGCAAGGCACCAAGACCAUUAUGGUCAACUACAACCCCGAGACUGUCAGUACUGAUUAUGAUGAGGCCGACAGAUUGUAUUUUGAAGUCAUCAAUUUGGAGCGUGUUUUGGAUAUUUACCAACUUGAACAAUCCGCUGGUGUUGUUAUUUCUAUGGGUGGUCAAACUUCUAAUAACAUUGCUUUGACCUUGCAUCGUGAAAAUGUCAAGAUCUUAGGUACAUCACCUGAUAUGAUUGAUUCUGCUGAGAAUCGUUACAAGUUCUCUAGAAUGUUGGACAAGAUUGGUGUUGAUCAACCUGCUUGGAAGGAGCUGACCUCUAUUGAGGAAGCCGAGGCUUUUGCUGAUAAGGUGUCAUACCCUGUUUUGGUUAGACCCUCUUAUGUUUUGUCUGGUGCUGCCAUGAACACUGUUUACAGUCGUGAUGAUUUGGAGAGUUACCUCAAGCAGGCUGUUGAGGUUUCUCGUGAUUAUCCUGUGGUUAUUACCAAGUACAUUGAGAAUGCUAAGGAAAUUGAGAUGGACGCUGUUGCUAAGGACGGUAAACUUGUUAUGCACGUUGUUUCUGAGCACGUUGAGAAUGCUGGUGUACACUCUGGUGAUGCUACUUUGAUUGUUCCUCCUCAGGAUUUGUCUGCUGAGACCGUCAAAAGAAUUGUUGAGGCUACUGCCAAGAUUGGUCAAGCAUUGAACGUCUCAGGUCCAUACAAUAUUCAAUUUAUUGCCAAGGAUAAUGAGAUCAAGGUUAUCGAGUGUAAUGUUCGUGCUUCAAGAUCUUUCCCAUUUGUCUCCAAGGUACUUGGUGUCGACCUUAUCGAGAUGGCCACCAAGGUCAUUGCUGGUGUUCCAAUUCAACCAUACCCAUUGCAACAGUUGCCUGAGGAUUAUGUUGCCAUUAAGGUUCCUCAAUUUUCUUUCUCUAGAUUGUCUGGUGCUGAUCCUGUUUUGGGUGUCGAAAUGGCCUCUACUGGUGAGGUUGCUUGUUUCGGUCGUAACAAGUAUGAGGCUUAUCUUAAGUCACUCAUCGCUACUGGUAUUAAGCCUCCCAAGAAGAACAUUCUUUUGUCUAUCGGUUCUUUUAAGGAGAAGACUGAGUUGUUGCCAUCUGUUAAGAAGCUUCAUGAGCUUGGCUACAAGCUGUUUGCUACUGCCGGUACUGCUGAUUUUAUCCAAGAACACGGUAUUCCUGUUCAAUACUUGGAGGUUCUCAACGAGGGUGAAGAUGAGAAGAGCGAGUUUUCGCUUACUCAACACUUGGCUAACAACUUAAUUGAUAUGUACAUCAACUUGCCAUCUAGCAACAGAUUCCGUCGUCCUGCUUCCUAUAUGUCCAAGGGUUACAGAACUCGUCGUAUGGCUGUUGACUAUGCUAUCCCCUUGGUUACCAAUGUCAAGUGUGCCAAGCUUUUGGUUGAGGCUCUUGCUCUUAACAUUCCUUUGGAGGUUUCCUCUAUCGAUAGCCAGUCUUCUCACAGACUUCUUUCGUUGCCUGGCCUUAUUAACAUUGCCACUUUCGUCCCAUCGUUGUUGUCUGCAGGUGGGUCACCCGACUUUGAAAAGGUCAGCGAGGCUUCUUUGAAGGCUGGUUUCACUAUCACUCGUAUUCUCCCCACUGGUGUUGAUGGAUCUAUCACUGAUGCUCUCUCACUUUUGACUGCCCAAGAAAACACUCGUGGAAAGUCUGCGGUUGACUUCAACCUGUCAAUUGCUGCAACUGGAGACAACGCCUCUCAAUUGGUCAAGGCUUCACCAAAUGUUGGGUCUCUGGUCAUUCCUUUCAACUACUUCAACAACAAUCUUGACAAGGUAGCUACUGUUUCAGAGCAUUUUAACGUCUGGCCCACUAGCAAGCCUAUUGUGACUGAUGCUAGCUCGACUGACUUGGCCUCUAUCCUGUUGUUGGCUAGUUUGCACAACAGACCUGUUCAUGUCACAAACGUUCUCAAGAAAGCUGAUCUUGCCUUAAUCUCCAUGGCUAAGGAGAAGGGUCUUAAGGUCACUUGUGAUGUUUCUAUUCAUGCCCUCUUUUUGUCUCAAGUUGAGUUCCCUGGAUGCUCUCACCUUCCAACCAAGGAAGACCAAGAGGGUCUUUGGGAAGGCCUCGAAAGCAUUGACAUCUUCGCAGUUGGUGUCUUGCCUUCUCAAUUGGCUAAGAGUCUUGGACUCACAGUUGAAGCUGGUGUUGGUAUUGCUGAUGCCCUCCCUCUUCUUCUGACUGCUGUUCGUGAGAAUAAGUUGACUGUUGAAGAUAUCGUUCUUCGUUUGAGCACCAACCCCAAGAAGAUCUUUGAUCUCCAUGAUCAAUCUGGUACCACUGUCGAGGUUGAUCUUGACCGUCAAACAACUGUUUCAUCAUUCUACUCUAAGCCUUUGUACGGAACUGUUGAAAGAGUCACUUACAAUGAUAAGACUGUUGUUCUAGAGGGUAAGAUUGUUGUCAGUGAUUUCCAUCUUGGAAAGGACGUGUCUGGUCAUUCCAAUGCUGCUCAAGUCGUCCCUGCUUCUCCUUUAGUUAAAGGUGGUGCCGUCUUCGCUAGCCCUCGUCCAGCUUCUCCAACCGGUGUUAGUGGAUUCAACGCACAAGCUCGUAAGAUGUCCUUUAACGCUGUAUCAGUUGUUGCCCCUGGUGGACGAGCUGACUUGGAUAGUGCUCUUGUAUUGGAAGAUGAUGAUAAAUCUAAGGGACCUACUCUUAAGUUGGUCACCGAACCUCAGUUACCAUCCGCCUUGAGAAACGUUAUUAGAAAGAACAACCCAUUCUUGAGAAGACACGUUACCAGUGUCUUGGACUUCAGCAGAAGUGAUUUGCACUCUCUGUUCAGUCUUGCUCAAGAGUUGCGUCUUGCUGUUGAGAGAGUUGGUGCUGUUGACUUGUUGAGAGGACGAGUUUUGGCUACUCUGUUCUAUGAGCCUUCCACUAGAACAUCUACCUCGUUUGAUGCUGCUAUGCAAAGAUUGGGUGGUAAAGUCAUUUCUAUCACCACUUCUACUUCUUCUGUCCAGAAGGGCGAGACUUUGCAAGACACUGUUCGUACUUUGGCUUCUUACACUGAUGCUAUCGUUCUCAGACAUCCUUCAGAAGAGAGUGUUGCUAUUGCCUCUAAAUACUCUCCAGUUCCUAUCAUUAAUGGUGGUAAUGGAUCUAAGGAACAUCCUACUCAAGCAUUCUUGGACUUGUUCACUAUUCGUGAAGAGCUCGGUACCGUAAAUGGUUUGACUGUCACUUUCAUGGGAGACUUGAAGUACGGUAGAACUGUUCACUCUUUGUGUAGUUUGCUCAAGCACUACCAAGUCCGUGUUCAAAUUGUGUGCCCCAAGGAUCUUGCUUUGCCCGCUCACGUUUACGAUGAGCUUGCCAAGGCUGGUAAGAUUACUGUUGUUUCUGAGAAUCUUACUGACGAGAUCCUUGAGAACACUGAUGUCUUGUACUGCACUCGUGUCCAAAAGGAGAGAUUCCCCAGUUUGGAUGAAUAUGAGAAGUUCAAGAACUUGUAUGUCGUUGACAACAAGGUUCUUCGCAAGGCAAAGAAACACAUGUGUGUUAUGCAUCCUUUGCCUCGUGUUAACGAGAUUAGCGAGGAAGUUGAUUUCGACCAUCGUGCUGCUUACUUCAGACAAAUGAGACAUGGUCUCUUUGUUCGCAUGGCUCUUCUUGCUAUGGUCAUUGGCGUUGAUUUUUAA
Molecule: messenger RNA, 6729 nt
Organism: Sugiyamaella lignohabitans
Lineage: Eukaryota; Fungi; Ascomycota; Dipodascomycetes; Dipodascales; Trichomonascaceae
Gene: URA2
Product: bifunctional carbamoylphosphate synthetase/aspartate transcarbamylase
Exons: 1
Coding region: 1-6729 (2242 amino acids)
Biological process (GO): 'de novo' pyrimidine nucleobase biosynthetic process; UTP biosynthetic process; L-citrulline biosynthetic process
Cellular component (GO): cytoplasm; cytosol
Molecular function (GO): dihydroorotase activity; ATP binding; metal ion binding
Source: RefSeq, a predicted model, not a curated record